ACGUCUGUUAGAACUGAACCAAUGUCUGACUGGCGAUGACAGGUGAAAAACACUGCGGAUGAGAAACAAUUUGAUUUGAACGAUACAUAUAUAAACCUACCAAUUGAUUCACUACAUCUACCACCUUCGACUUGAAUGAGAGGUCUUUUGGGAUUCUUUCGAAAUCUUGGUUAAGAGAUGCCCUAGUGUGCCCUUGUCAGAUCAGUUCAAGUCAUGCGGGUGUAUGCGAUACGGGAUUGACUUGGAUUGUUCCAUUAAAAAUUGUUCUUGACUCACAUUUUGUGGAGGUCAUCUCUCAUACAUUGCACAUGGCAUCUGCUCCUGAUCUGGAUACAUCUACAAUGCCUCUUCUUGGAGUGGAGAAGGAAAAGAAGAGAGGUUUCAGCUUCAAGUCGUUCUUUAUCGCUUUCAGAUCUUCGCUCCCAAUCCAUGAAAGCAAAAUAAGUAUGAACUCAGACACAAAGGCUUUUCAAGGUGAUGCAUACAAUGGCUCGGAGUGGGUAGCAGAUGAUCAAGCACCCCUUGUCACGCGAAAGUCAAUGACAAGAGCAACCACGAAAACAAAUACACGUGACAUGAAGCAAACAACCAGUUCAUGAUAAAGAUGGGGAAAAAUUUAGCCCAAUCCAAAUUGGGAAUGAGAUUCGUCGCUCGGGUGAUUGUGAUCUUGUAUUCCAUGUUGAGCUUGUGUACAAUCUCCAAGAUAUGCUGUGGUGAGCUGUAAGACUAUAUGGUUCAAAGAUUUGCCAAAUAAUUUUAGUAAUGAGAUUGGAAUAAAGUAGAAAGGAUUAGGUUCUAAGUCCUUUUUUGUCGAGUGAUAUGUCACUGCUCAACUUAUAUCUUGUCAUAGUCAUUUGUACAAUAAAUUUACGUAAUUUUGAUCUUA
Marchantia polymorpha subsp. ruderalis is the source of this 886-nucleotide messenger RNA. NCBI's taxonomy places the organism in Eukaryota, Viridiplantae, Streptophyta, Marchantiopsida, Marchantiales, Marchantiaceae. The record is from the annotation of a GenBank genome assembly.